Mucor mucedo is the source of this 455-nucleotide messenger RNA. RefSeq lists its product as uncharacterized. Bases 28 to 285 code for a protein of 85 amino acids. NCBI's taxonomy places the organism in Eukaryota, Fungi, Mucoromycota, Mucoromycetes, Mucorales, Mucoraceae. The transcript has 2 exons. Gene Ontology annotation, molecular function: ATPase inhibitor activity. The record is from RefSeq and is a predicted model, not a curated record. Gene Ontology annotation, cellular component: mitochondrion. Gene Ontology annotation, biological process: negative regulation of ATP-dependent activity.
AAUUUUUUAAAAUCAUCUAUAAUCAAUAUGUUCUCCAAGUCUGUUCAACGUCUCUCUUCUUCCGUCCGCAUGACCAAGCGUUUCUCUUCUGGCAGUGAAGGUGCUACUGCUUCAACUGGUUCUUUCGGUCAAAAGGAAAAGGCUAUUGAAAACCAAUGGGCUCGUGCUCACGAUGCUGAAAAGCUUCAACUUCUCCGUGAUGCUAUUGGUAAGCAAGAAAAGGAUACUGCCUCUCUCAAGAAGAACCUUGCAGAAUUAGAAAAGAAGCACGCUUCUACCAAGUAAAAACCCCAAAACAACAAAUCAUAACAAGUGUACCAUCAUGAAUAGCUAAAGAUUUAUAUUUCCUCCCCCCCCCAAAAAAAAAAACUCAUUUAUAUUGUACAUACUCUUAAAAAAUCUUUCUCUUUUGUUUCCAAUAAAUAAAUAAAAAUACAUAUUAAAAAACAACAAAA